Molecule: messenger RNA, 1026 nt
Organism: Chrysemys picta bellii (western painted turtle)
Lineage: Eukaryota; Metazoa; Chordata; Testudines; Emydidae
Source: RefSeq, a predicted model, not a curated record
AUGGAUGUGGUUAAUGCACGAGGCAAGCAACAUAAUGCCAAGUUGAGCCCAUAUGAUCAGGAUUGGAAAAAGCUAGAUCUCUUUGGGAAGAAGAUGUAUUCAUUGGCCACAUUGCAGUUUAGAGUAGUAAACUAUGAACCUGUCAUGGCCAGAUAUGAUCUUAUUAAUUAUGGGAAACUUAGUGCAUUUCUGGAACAUUUAUCGGAGACACAAAAGGAGCAGUUUCAGGCAGUUGUCAGAGAGGGUCACUAUACCCACCGUGUGGUUGGCAAUGGAGUCAAAGCUCAGUCUGUGAAUCCAGAAGUAAAAGUGAAAGGAACAGAUCCUGUAAUAAAUCAGAUUAUUGAUAAACUGAAACACAUUAUCCAGCGGUUGCAGGGCAAAUCAUUUCCUAAACAUGAGAAGUGGGGUCUACUACAAACGGGCAGUGGUGUAAGUAUGGAUGAACAAGUCAGUGGAGACUGUGAUGAUGAGGAUGGUUGUGGAGGAUCAGGAAGCGGGGAAGUGAAGAGAAUCCUGCAAAUUGCUGACUGUAAGUCCCAUGAUUCUACCGCCACUUAUUUAAGUUCUUUAAGAGUGAAUUAGUGUAUUAGCCUCUAAGGAAUACUACUGGUCUACUUUGGAGAUGAUUGUGGUAAACUUAUCUAAGCAAAGUAGUUGAACAUCAUGAAUUAGAACAUGUACAAAAUAAGACUGAAUUUUCUAAAGAUGGGAAUUUAUAUCUACGUUACAGGUAUUGCAAUGAACUUUAUCCUAAUCUGCAUCUUCUUAAUGUGACUGGUGUCUGUUGGCACAUUUGGUGUUCUGCAAAUCAUGAUACCUGUCCAAUGAUGUUUUAAUCCAACUAAAUAGUGGUAGAAUGUCUCGGCCAUGAUGAAUUACUGGUUUAACAUAAUAAAUAAAAUUUUCAGCUGAACAGAGAAAACUUUCAGAUCUUCCCUGGAAACAUGGGAGAAAACAAUGUACAAACAUAUUGUGGUAAGUGGAUUUGGCCGUUCGUCCAUUACUAUUAUAUUAAAUUGACUA